Myotis myotis is the source of this 2992-nucleotide messenger RNA. Its product is annotated as zinc finger protein 407-like. Gene Ontology annotation, cellular component: nucleus. Gene Ontology annotation, biological process: regulation of transcription by RNA polymerase II. Bases 90 to 1880 code for a protein of 596 amino acids. The transcript is spliced from 6 exons. Lineage: Eukaryota; Metazoa; Chordata; Mammalia; Chiroptera; Vespertilionidae. The record is from RefSeq and is a predicted model, not a curated record. Gene Ontology annotation, molecular function: RNA polymerase II cis-regulatory region sequence-specific DNA binding; DNA-binding transcription factor activity, RNA polymerase II-specific.
UAUUUGUAGCCCAGCAGAAAUUCAUAUGGAAAUUUACAUGCCACUUGUGUGAUAGAAGUUUCACCGAGAAGUGGGCCCUGAACAAUCACAUGAAGCUGCACACAGGAGAAAAGCCUUUCAAGUGUACAUGGCCCACGUGUCACUACUCCUUCCUCACGGCCUCCGCCAUGAAAGACCACUACAGGACGCACACAGGCGAGAAGUCGUUCCUGUGUGACCUCUGUGGCUUCGCUGGCGGGACCCGGCACGCCCUCACCAAGCACCGCAGGCAGCAUACAGGGGAAAAGCCUUUCAAAUGUGACGAGUGUAACUUUGCCUCCACAACCCAGUCUCACCUGACUCGGCACAAGCGGGUGCACACGGGAGAGAAGCCCUACCGGUGCCCCUGGUGUGACUACAGGUCAAACUGUGCUGAAAAUAUCCGCAAACACAUUUUGCAUACUGGCAAACACGAGGGGGUCAAGAUGUACAACUGUCCCAAGUGUGACUACGGCACAAAUGUCCCUGUGGAGUUCCGGAACCACCUGAAGGAACAGCACCCUGACAUCGAGAACCCUGACCUGGCUUACUUGCAUGCAGGCAUAGUUUCCAAGUCCUACGAAUGCCGUUUGAAGGGCCAAGGCGCCACGUUCGUGGAGACGGACAGCCCGUUCACUGCAGCCGCGCUGGCAGAGGAGUCCCCGGUCAAAGACAGGCCCUUGCGCAGUGGCCGGCGGGCAGCGGCAGCGCCCGAGCAGGUGCAGCAGGUCAUCAUUAUCCAGGGCUACGACGGGGAGUUCGCCCUGGAUGCCUCCGUUGAGGAGACGGCUGCGGCCACACUGCAGACGUUGGCACUGGCCGGCCAGGUGGCCCGCGUGGUGCACAUCACGGAAGACGGCCAGGUCAUUGCUGCGAGCCCCAGCGGAGCCCACAUGGGCAGUGGGGCGUCGGGGCCCGUACUGCCGGAGCAGAUGGCGGAGGAAGCCACCCAGGUGGUGGUGGUGGGGGGCUCAAUGGAAGGUCACAUGGCCGAGCCCCUCAGCCCUGGUGGUGCGGUGAUACAGCAGGUGACCAAGCAGGAGAUCCUAGACCUCAGCGAGGGGGCCAUCCCCCAGCCUGACCCGGCCUCUGCCCUGGAUGCCCUGCUGUGUGCGGUCAGUGAGUUGGGAGGGGCAGAUGGCAGGGCUGGGCCUGUGGACAAGGGCAGGGCUGGCCAUAGAGAUGUGCUGGUCCAGCUGCCCGGGCAGGAGGUGCCUCCCGCUGAGGCCGCCGAGGUCCACGUGUUCCCGGACAUGGAGGGGAGCCCAGCCACCAUGGAGCCCAUGGAGGUCCUGACCCAGGUGGUGCAACCCUCUGCUGUUGUCGCCUCACAGGAGCGUGCCCAGGUGGCCUUCAAAAAGAUGGUCCAGGGCGUCCUUCAGUUCGCUGUGUGCGACUCGGCCGCGGCCGGGCAGCUGCUGAAAGAGGGUGUCACCCAGGUCAUCGUGAACGAGGAGGGCGCGGUCCACAUGCUGGCCCGGGAGGGCUCGCAGAUCGUCAUGCAGGAGGCGGGGGUCCCCGGGCAGCAUGCGGAGCUGGCUGAGCAGGACGGGGAGAUCUCACAGAUCAUUGUCACCGAGGAGCUGGUCCAGGCCAUGGUUCGUGAGUCUGGUGGCAACUUUCCGGAGGGCGCAACCCAUUAUAUUGUGACCGAACUGCCCCCCGGGGUGCAGGAUGAGACGGCCAUGUACUCCCACACUGUGAUAGAGACAGCAAACUCGCAGGAGAUCCUGCAAGCGGGGGCCAUGGUCCCCAGUGGAGCGGAACAGUUGACAAGCAUGGUCAUUUACACCCAAGAGGGCUCCCCAGCAGCCACAGUCAUUCAGAGCCAAAGAGAGAGUCAUGAACUCCAGGAAGCCUAAGGCAGAGGUCAUGUGUGGAAAGAUCAGCACAUGUGGACACAGUGGUCCCUGCCCAACAAUGAGUGUAGCUCAAAGGAGCACCAGACACACUCUCCGUCCGAGGUUCACACUGCUGCUUAAAAGCGCGCAGUCCCAGGACGCCCCAGUGGAGGGAUGAGAGCCGUGCAGCCAGUGGGCCAGCGGCAGAGCUGCACAUGGAGGCAGGGCCCUGCACCCCAGAUCUGCUCACUGUUCGGUUCUUUUGUUAAAGGUCUUUCCCUCUGUUCUAUCUAUUGUGCCGAGGAGAAUCUGAGUUUUCUUUUCUGCAUCACCCCCCCCCCCCACACACACACACAUACAAAUGUUUUCCCAUUUCAGUUCCCAAAGGGCCGUGCCCCACUGGUGGACGUGUAAGCACAGUGUGUUUGUGGCUUGAGACCUGUCUGCUCGGCAACCCAGCAUGUAGCCGUUUACACAUUUUAUUCUAUAUUCGGUUAAAACUGCAACUGCAAGUAUUACUGUCUUGAUGUAACCCACCCCUGUUCAUUUUGUUGAAAUGUGUCCCCAGACCAAAGGAAGCCUGUCAUUCAUCUCCCGCGUCAGUUUGCUCUCUUCAGACAUGGCAGGUGUAUUCAGAGCUCUGGUUGCCUUCUGCUUAAAAGAACCUUCUAAAGCCUGCGGUUAAGGAAAGCCUUGGCGUUCAUGUUUCAUUAAAAUGCACCCUGUUUUAGUCAACCCAAUGCUUCUAAUUUUGACUUCAUUUCAUAUAAUAAAGUCUCUAUAUGAAACACGCACUCUGGAAAAUACUGUUCAUGCCAAUAUUUUGCUUUUUAUAACACGUUCAUAUCUAUGUCAUUGUUGAGGGAUUUAUUUGUAAUUUAUGUCAGUGUGAGACUGACGUUAAACAUUACCAACAGGAAGCCCCACCUGCAGCCCGCCCUGACCCGCGUUGUCUGUGAGGCUCUGGGUCCACUGUAGCUGUGGAGUGCAAGGUUACGUCCCAGUCAUUUGUUUCUUGAUAAAAUUGCUCUUCUUCCUUUUCCAAAAUUGUAAAAUAAUCCACUUCCCCCAUGCACAGGUUGUUUUGUUCUGUUUCUUUUUUCUUUGAAAUAAAACUAUAGCAUUAAAGAGAA